CUCUUAAUCCUUUUUCUUUAAGUGAAAUAGGCAAAUAUCCGAUCAAUAUUUAUUGCGAUACUGACACUUUUCCUAACUUGUUGAUUAACCUCCAAGUACCAUCUUGUCCACUUUCGGAAGAAGAAUGCCGACAAAUAAAUCAUCUUCAUUAUAUCUUAAAAGGGCAAGAAAUAGUUGUUGACAAUGAGAGCAGAAAAAUAAAAAUCGGUGAGGCGGUUAUUCUGGAAAAGCGGGGUGUUGGUGAAAAUAAUCCGGACAGCCGAGGCACGCGGGCUUUGAAAUUACUUCAUAAAUUAGUGCCAGAGUUUACGGCUGUUCAUCCUAGUACCGAUAAGAAAUUAUUUCAAGAAUUUAGUCGCUACAAAAAUCCACCUCGUUUUGAAGUUUUUCAAGAAGGAACUUUUGAGAAUGUUUAUUAUAUUGAUAUUAAAUCUUGUUAUGCAAAUAUUAUGCAGGAUUAUCCUUUGCCUUGUGGUCGACCUGAACAUUUAAAAGAUCCGCAAUUGAUAGAACAAAAAUUGCAAGAAGGCAAAAGCGGAUUU
This is a messenger RNA of Racocetra persica, 542 nucleotides long. Lineage: Eukaryota; Fungi; Glomeromycota; Glomeromycetes; Diversisporales; Gigasporaceae. The record is from the annotation of a GenBank genome assembly.